CCCGCAAUGCGCAGGCGCAGUGAAGAACGGACCCAGGGUGACUUCCUCUUUGCUCUUUGGAAACGAGUAAACUUGAAAAGCAAAACACAAGUUGCAGAGCUUGAGAUGAACGACCUGUCUAGUGAAUUUAGGAACAACCUUGCAUAAACUCCGCACCAUGAAUCUGUUCUUAGCCUCUCUGUAGAUUCGUUCGACGGAGUGUGUCUACCUCUUAAAGUGACUUCACUUUGAGUCCCUGCACCACCAGAGAGUAACGACUAUGUUCAGCACAGGCAUCCUCGUGCUGACGUCUCCGCUGCACGUCCUCCCUCUACGCAUCGCUCCAGUACUCAGCUCUGCUGCCCAGCUCGUGGACCGCACCCUGUACAUCCACCUCCACCCUGGGUUGAACCUGGGAAGUGGGAGCCCGCCUCGGCCAGUUUACCUCCCGCCUGUGGUGGAUCUGUCCACGUUCAUUACUCGCUUGUACAGCAAUGCGGCCGACGUCUGCGGCCACCUGGACGUUCGUUUUUUGCUGACCAAUAUCCGCGCUCAUCCGACCGCUUGCAGCGGUAGCCAGACUCCGAGCUCGCCCUUCCCCACCCCGCAACCGCUGUCUCACUCCCCAGAGGUUGUGCUCACGGACUUUGCGGUGCAGGACCCACACCAGACCAAUCAGGUCACACAGUGUCUGGAAAAGUACGCCGGCUGCUGCUACGUCUGUCGGCCCGGCCUUUCGUCGGUGCUUCUUCACCCGCAGCUGCAGGAGAAUGAAGACAGGCUGAGAAACCAGGGAGAAAAAUUAGAGUGUUUGGAGACCUACAGCGACGUAGUGGUAGGGGGAACGUUUGACCGCCUUCAUGGGGCCCACAAGUCACUACUUAAUGUUUCAUGCGUGUUGGCAAGUAAACGGUUUGUCAUCGGUGUGUGCAACCAGGCGAUGCUGAAAAAAAAAGUGUUAAAGGAGCUGGUUGAACCUUACUCUUUGCGGGUCCAGAAACUGAAAGAGUUUCUACAAGACACCAAACCCUCACUCCAGGUGGAGAUUGUGCCUCUGGACGAUCCCUUCGGUGUGUCUAUAGUAGACCCCUUGCUAAAGUGCAUUGUGGUCAGUGAAGAGACUAAAAAGGGAGGCGAAGCGGUUAACCAGAAACGAAUUGAGAACGGUCUUCAGCCACUUGUCCUUCAUGAGAUCCAGUUACUCAAAGAUGUCCACCACACUGACAUAGAGGAGGAGAAGAUCAGCUCCUCCAGCCUCCGCUUCCGUCUGUUGGGUACUCUCCUCGCUCCUCCAAAGGACGCCUCCCAUCUCCCCACCCUGCCAUAUGUGAUUGGACUGACGGGAGGCAGCGGCAGCGGAAAGACCUCCAUUGCCAAGCAGCUGGAAGCUCUGGGUGCAGUUCGCAUCGACUGCGACAAACUAGGUCACGAAGUGUACCAGAAGGGAACCGCGGCCUAUCACAAAGUACUGGAAGUCUUUGGGUCAGAAAUUUUGAACGAGGAUCAGAGUAUCAACAGGCGAGCUCUGGGGAGGAAAGUCUUUGGAAACAAGGAGCAGUUAAAAGCAUUGACAGAUAUUGUGUGGCCUGAAAUCGCUGAGCUAGCACAAAGCCGAAUCCACCAAGCCCGAGAAGAAGGUAAACGUGUUUGUGUGGUGGACGCAGCUGUUCUCCUUGAGGCUGGCUGGACAGAUUGGAUGCAUGAGGUCUGGCUCACCAUCAUCCCAGAGGAGGAGGCAGUGUUGAGGAUAACCGAGCGGGAUGGGGUGACUGUGGAGGACGCCCAGCACAGGCUGCAGAGUCAAUGGUCCAACAGCAAGCAAGUCGAGCACGCCAAUGUUGUUCUUAGUUCUCUGUGGGAGCAGGAGAUCACUCGCAAACAGGUCCUGAAAGCCUGGAACCUUCUUCAGCAGAGAAUCCAGCUGAAGCUGGGAGGACUGGAAGGUGAUGCUGGAGGCUCACAUCAGGUCUGACUUGUUUCCAGGCCCAGGGACGUGUGCAAAAAGGACGGAGCCACAUAAAGUUGUGCUGCCUUUGAUGGGUCAGGGUAGCCAGUAUUCCAAUGCUGCACAGCCAUCCAGCUGUCUCACUUCAACAGUCAGUGCCUGUGCCAGGUGCCUGUUUUUAAAAUGGGAUUUUAGCCUAGUUUAAAACUGACUAACCAAAUAUUUUCAAUCUUCAAUUUGGAAGUCAUAAUUGAAAUGUAUAAAAUAUGAAUGAGUCUAAGUGUUUUUAAGUCUUUCCUAAUUCCAAAACAGUCAUUUCAAAAGAUCAGUUUGUUUUCUGGUUAUUCAGAAAUCAUCCACCUUUGAAUUUUAAUUAUUUAUAUUGCACAAUUCUUCUGGAGCAGAAAGUCUAUAGAAGGCAAAACACGGACUGUGGAUACUAAAAAGAAGGUGUUAGGCUUAAAAAAAAAAGAAUUUAAAGUUCAUUACAAAGAAAAAUGACGUAAGUACAGCAGCUUAGUUCAAAGAAUAGAUUUUGGGUACUGGUGAAUAACGAUCAAUCUUUAAAAUGUUAGUAAAAAGUCUAUUGAAAUCAUUUAAGUGCAAUAAUCUAGAAAAAACUAUUGUGACAUUUAAAUGUCAACACUGAAAGUUAAAUUCCAUGUUUACACAUUUUCCUUCAAGCCAGUUUCAUCUCAUUCACUGCUUUAUUGUCAGAACAAUAAAUAUUUCUUUACCAA
Molecule: messenger RNA, 2664 nt
Organism: Oryzias latipes (Japanese medaka)
Lineage: Eukaryota; Metazoa; Chordata; Actinopteri; Beloniformes; Adrianichthyidae
Gene: coasy
Product: CoA synthase
Biological process (GO): coenzyme A biosynthetic process
Molecular function (GO): pantetheine-phosphate adenylyltransferase activity; ATP binding; dephospho-CoA kinase activity
Source: RefSeq, a predicted model, not a curated record